CAACUAUUAACUAGAAAGUUCGCUCUCGAGCUCUGCAUCAACUCAGCUACUAUACCCAACAAAGAUGAUUAUAUACCUAUAGCUCGAACCCGAGAUCUUUGGCUAAGAACGAGCUCUUUUCCUUUUCCUUUUCCUUUGCCUUUGCACCUCCUUGCAAAGACUUUAAAAUCUUUCCUUUCUUAACUCUUUUAAGACUCCCUACACCAUUUCUUGAUCGCUGAUCUCCUAUCUCAUAAGAAGAAACUUUCUUCUUUCAUCUUUCUUCUUUGUUUUCCCUUUCCAAUGACUCCAACCGAUCACAUAACUAAUUCUACUCCUCCUCCUCCUUUUCCUUUUGUGCUUAAUAAUGAGGAUUAUGAUCUAAACCAUUCUCUUGUUAGCCCUAAUUACUAUCAGGCUUCUUCCUCAUCUUCUUACUCGUCGUCAUAUCAUGAGUUUUUCUUCAACUCAACUACUAAUCAGAAUCAAACUGGAUAUUAUCAUCGUGAUGAAUAUUAUACGCCACCGCACCAACCUGAGGUGGAUAAUGAAGGUGGAUUAUAUGAUGUAGAGAAGAAAAACAAGGUUGGGAGUGGCCUCAAAUUGACCUUGUGGAAGAGAGAAGACAAGAAUGAGAAUCAAAACGAGAAAAAUCCAGUUAAGUGGAUGUCUUCAAAGAUAAAAGCCUCGGAUCAAACAAUCCUGGAAAAGACCACCAACAAUAGUACUUACAUCAAACUGAAGUUGGAAGAUCAGAAGCAGCAGCCAUCAUAUCCUUUAGAAACUGAUUACAGCUCCAAUAAUAGUAACAACAAUAUCCCUAUUAGGGUUUGUGCUGAUUGUAACACUACUAAAACCCCUCUUUGGAGAAGUGGUCCUAAAGGACCUAAGACACUGUGCAACGCAUGUGGAAUCCGACAAAGGAAGGCAAGAAGAGCCAUGGCAGCAGCAGCAGCAGCGAAUGGGGAAACUCUCACAACUGAAACAUCAUCAUCUUCAAUGAAGAAAAAGGUGAAUAAACACUUACACAAGGAGAAGAUUACAAAAGUUAAUGUUACAGUACCCUACAAGAAAAGGUGCAAAUUUGGUCAAUCCUCCUCUAGUAAUACUGAACCAAAGAAGCUUGGUAAUUUCGAGGAUUUCUUGAUUAACUUGACCAACAAUUUGGCCUUGCACCAAGUUUUUCCACAAGAUGAGAAAGAAGCAGCAGUCCUUCUAAUGGCACUCUCUAGUGGCCUUGUUCAUGGUUAAUUAAUUAUUUGUCUCCAUUAGCCUUUUCCUUUCCAAUAAGUUAGAAUUUCUUGAGUUUUAUAGCUAGCCUUAGAUGGGAGCUAGUAGCACUAAAUCAACAGUGUGAAGUUUGAGUUUGAGAUUAUAAUUAGUAAGAAGUGUGAGAGAUGUUAUUAGUGUUAGUAAGAGUGAGAGUGAGCCAAUUAAUCGCGAAAGUUUUUAAUAAUUUAAAUAUGCUUUUGUGUGGUGAUGAUCGUUGUAAGAUCAUAAUGAUAGAUUUGAACAAGGUGAAAACAAGAAAGUUUGCCACUUGACUUACUUGUUACUUCUAUCUAGUUGUGAGGAUGCUAAUUUAUAUAUAUUGAACAAUUUCUUAGUGCUUA
Messenger RNA from Nicotiana tabacum (common tobacco), 1592 nucleotides. RefSeq names its product putative GATA transcription factor 22. Lineage: Eukaryota; Viridiplantae; Streptophyta; Magnoliopsida; Solanales; Solanaceae. The record is from RefSeq and is a predicted model, not a curated record. Gene Ontology annotation, biological process: regulation of DNA-templated transcription. Gene Ontology annotation, molecular function: sequence-specific DNA binding; zinc ion binding.